This is a messenger RNA of Blepharisma stoltei, 351 nucleotides long. NCBI's taxonomy places the organism in Eukaryota, Ciliophora, Heterotrichea, Heterotrichida, Blepharismidae. The record is from the annotation of a GenBank genome assembly.
AUGAGCGAUGAAAUCAGACCUGUAGUAGACCUCUCAAAACUAUCCUGGGGCUCCAUCAAACGAUAUGAAGCUCUCUUCGGUUUGCGAGCCAAAAAAGAAGAACUUGUAGAUUGCGUAAAAGACCAUUUCGCUUUGGCUUGCUACAACAUAAUCAAAUCACAAAAACAAGAUGUAGAGCUAUACUCACCUACUACGGAUCUAACCUGUGACCUUGAAACUUUUCAAACAGAAUUCAAGACUCCUGAUGAGGUCAUUGAAAGUUUUUUGAAAAUUAAGACUGAUGAUAAGGAAGAACAAGGGACAAGAAAAAGUACGAGAUUUAGGGAAAGACAGGAAAGAGGAAAUAAUUAA